Sesamum indicum (sesame) is the source of this 1030-nucleotide messenger RNA. RefSeq lists its product as uncharacterized. The record is from RefSeq and is a predicted model, not a curated record. Lineage: Eukaryota; Viridiplantae; Streptophyta; Magnoliopsida; Lamiales; Pedaliaceae.
CCCUGCGGCGUUAGACUGCCCUCUCUCUCUCUCUCUCUUCCCAGAUAUUUUCCUUCCCCACUGCGACUUUGCAAUUUCUGCCGCAUAUAAUAAUGAAAUAAACUUCUUCCCCAGUUUUGCUUCGUCUACGCAACUGCCCUUUCGCGAGAAAUCCCCAUGGAGGCUUAACCAGCGCUUGAAUUCAUCGCCGAUCCCUCUCUGUAUCUGUGAAUGCUCUAGAAUCCAUUCAUCGGAAUUAACAAGUUUUCCGGGUACGGGUAUGGAUAGAGAGGGAGGAUCCGACGUCGGGUCUUAUUGCUACUACACCGUCCUCGGGAUUCGCAAGGAUGCCUCCUUCUCAGACAUUCGUUCAGCUUACCGCAAACUCGCUCUGAAAUGGCAUCCAGAUAGGUGGGCGAAGAACCCCUCCGCCGCCGGAGAAGCCAAACGCCGCUUCCAGAAAAUCCAAGAAGCCUACUCAGUAUUGUCGGACAAGGGGAAGAGGUCAAUGUACGACGCCGGAUUCCUUGAUCUCUUUGAGGAAGACGAGGGGAUGGGAGAUUUCCUACAUGAUUUGAUGAAUAUGAUGGAGCAGCAGAACGUUGGGGCUGAGAAGGCAGAGAGCAUUGAGGAUCUGCAGAAAACAUUUGUGGAAUUGUUCGGUGAGGAUCUGGCAGAUAUGAUGAUGAUACAGGAGAGCCACGAACCGGUGGUGAGGAAGAGCAGUGGGAACAGCAAUACGCGGGUUACGCCCAGGCGCAACACCCACCUGUGACAUUAACCCCUCCCUCUCCCUUGUAUUAUUACUACUAUUAUUAUUAUCAUUUCCCCUCUUCCUCCUUUAGUAGUUGUUCUAAGGCCGCCUAAUUGGAGGGUCAUUUCAGAACUGAUGAUCCCAAAAAGAAAAAGAAAAAUGAUUGUUUGAGGGGUAGAUUUGGUAAUUCAAGUGACUUACUAGUUUGGUGGUUCCAAAACUUAAGAACAUUGCAAAGUUGUUUGCUUUGGCUUAACAAAACUCUUUUUCUUUCUUUCCUUUUUUUUAAAAAUAAAA